Messenger RNA from Trifolium pratense (red clover), 354 nucleotides. Its product is annotated as glycine-rich protein 5-like. The transcript has a single exon. The record is from RefSeq and is a predicted model, not a curated record. The coding region runs from base 1 to 354 and encodes 117 amino acids. Lineage: Eukaryota; Viridiplantae; Streptophyta; Magnoliopsida; Fabales; Fabaceae.
AUGGAUGAUGGGUGUCCAUGCACUACUUGUACUGUGUCACAUGCGUCUGAUAACAACACAGCUGUAGUACUCCUAAUUACCUCCACUUCCUUCUCUCUAAGGAACGCACAUGACAAACAAAUUGCAACUAAUUUGAGACAAAAAUUAGGCGGUUUUACAUCAGGUGGUUUCGGAGGUGGAGGAGGCGUAGUGAGUGGUAGUUCCGGCGCAGCUUUGAAGCUCACAGUUGGUGGUUUUGGUGGCAACAGCAGUGGAGGUGGCUUUGGUGACGGUCGUGGUGUAGGUGGUUUUGUCGACGGCGGUGGAUUGGAAGGUGGACACAAAGUUGUGUAUAAGAACACUACAUAUAUAUAA